Molecule: messenger RNA, 3163 nt
Organism: Camelina sativa (false flax)
Lineage: Eukaryota; Viridiplantae; Streptophyta; Magnoliopsida; Brassicales; Brassicaceae
Product: protein argonaute 4
Molecular function (GO): protein binding; RNA binding
Source: RefSeq, a predicted model, not a curated record
UUUUUUUUCCCUUUCAGCUCGGAGCAAAAUCUUGAAAGAAUAAAAAAGCAAAAAAGAGAGAGAGAAAUUGAAAGAAAAGGAAAAAAAAAAGAUCUUCUCUUGUUUCGGCUAGGGUUUCCGUCUUUGUUUCUUUCGUCGAUACACUCAAAGGAGAUGGAUUCAACAAAUGGUAACGGAGCUGAUCUUGAAUCAGCAAAUGGAGCUAACGGGAGUGGGGUUACUGAUGCAUUACCCCCUCCGCCACCAGUUAUACCUCCAAAUGUGGAACCAGUUCGUGUUAAAACCGAACUUGCUGAGAAGAAGAACUUGCGAGUACCUAUGGCUCGUAAAGGCAUUGGAACAAGGGGCCAAAAGAUUCCAUUGUUGACUAACCAUUUCAGAGUCGACGUUGCUAAUCUUCAGGGCCAUUUCUUCCACUACAGUGUGGCUCUUUUCUAUGAUGAUGGUCGUCCUGUUGAAGCAAAGGGUGUUGGAAGAAAAAUCCUUGACAAGGUGCAUGAGACGUACCAUUCCGAUCUAGAUGGUAAAGAGUUUGCUUAUGACGGUGAGAAGACGCUGUUUACAUAUGGAGCUUUGCCUAGUAACAAGAUGGAUUUCUCUGUGGUCCUUGAGGAAGUAUCUGUUGCAAGGACUAACGGAAAUGGAAGCCCCAAUGGGAAUGAAAGUCCUAGUGAUGGUGAUAGGAAAAGACUGCGUAGGCCUAACCGGUCCAAAAACUUCAAAGUGGAAAUCAGCUAUGCGGCCAAAAUUCCUCUACAAGCUCUUGCUAAUGCAAUGCGUGGACAAGAGUCAGAGAACUCCCAGGAGGCAAUACGGGUUCUUGAUAUCAUAUUGAGGCAACAUGCUGCUAGACAAGGUUGCUUGCUUGUUCGACAGUCCUUUUUUCACAAUGAUCCAAAUAACUGUGAACAAGUUGGUGGUAACAUCUUAGGAUGUAGGGGAUUUCACUCCAGCUUCAGAACAACGCAGAGUGGCAUGUCACUCAACAUGGAUGUUACAACCACCAUGAUUAUCAAGCCUGGCCCAGUGGUGGAUUUCCUAAUUGCUAACCAAAAUGCGAGGGAUCCAUAUUCGAUUGACUGGUCUAAGGCUAAAAGAACGCUUAAGAAUUUAAGGAUUAAGGUCAGCCCCUCAAACCAAGAAUUCAGGAUCACCGGCUUGAGUGAAAAAAAUUGCAGUGAACAGAUGUUUGAACUAAAGAAACGGAACCCAAAUGAAAAUGGGGAGUUCGAGACUACCGAAGUGACAGUUGCUGACUACUUCCGCGACACAAGGCAUAUUGAUUUGCAAUAUUCUGCGGAUCUGCCGUGCAUCAAUGUUGGGAAGCCAAAGCGACCGACUUACAUUCCUCUUGAGCUCUGCGCCUUGAUUCCACUUCAGAGGUACACAAAAGCACUCAACACAUUUCAAAGAUCUGCCCUUGUUGAGAAGUCCAGACAGAAACCCCAAGAGAGGAUGGCCGUUCUGUCCAAAGCUCUGAAAGUUAGCAACUAUGAUGCUGAACCUCUUCUGCGUUCCUGUGGCAUUUCGAUCAGCUCCAACUUUACUCAGGUGGAGGGUCGUGUUCUUCCAGCUCCCAAGCUGAAAAUGGGAUGUGGAUCUGAAACCUUUCCCAGGAAUGGGCGGUGGAAUUUUAAUAACAAGCAAUUUGUAGAGCCCACCAAAAUUGAACGAUGGGUUGUUGUCAAUUUCUCUGCACGCUGUAAUGUACGUCAAGUUGUUGACGAUCUGAUCAAAAUUGGAGGAUCAAAAGGCAUUGAUAUUGCUCAUCCCUUUCAAGUCUUUGAGGAGGGUAAUCAAUUUCGCCGUGCUCCUCCUCUUAAUCGUGUUGAGAACAUGUUUAAGGACAUCCAGUCUAAACUCCCUGGUGUCCCACAAUUCAUACUAUGUGUGCUCCCCGAGAAAAAGAACUGUGAUCUCUAUGGCCCAUGGAAGAAGAAAAACUUAACUGAGUUUGGCAUUGUUACUCAAUGCAUGGCUCCCACACGGCAACCUAAUGAUCAGUAUCUUACAAAUUUACUUUUGAAGAUUAACGCAAAGCUUGGAGGCCUAAANAAUCAACUCUUAAAACUUCAUUUGUUGAUUGCUACUAGUGUUAAUCGAUUUAACACUCUUUAUGUUUUNUCACAUGGAUCUCCUGGACAGUCUGAUGUCCCGUCCAUUGCUGCUGUGGUGAGUUCGAGGGAGUGGCCACUAGUCUCGAAGUAUAGAGCAUCUGUUCGGACUCAGCCUUCUAAGGCUGAGAUGAUUGAGUCCCUUGUCAAGAUUAACGGAACUGCAGACGAUGGCAUUAUCAAGGAGUUGUUGGUAGAUUUCUACACCAGCUCGAAUAAGAGAAAGCCAGAGCAUAUCAUAAUAUUCAGGGAUGGUGUGAGUGAAUCGCAGUUCAAUCAGGUUCUCAAUAUCGAACUUGAUCAGAUCAUUCAGGCUUGCAAGUUCCUGGAUGAGAAUUGGAACCCUAAAUUCCUCUUGUUGGUGGCUCAAAAGAAUCAUCAUACCAAAUUCUUCCAGUCUUCGAGCCCUGAUAAUGUCCCCCCAGGAACAAUCAUUGACAACAAAAUAUGCCAUCCAAAGAACAAUGAUUUCUACCUCUGUGCGCACGCUGGAAUGAUUGGAACUACUCGUCCAACGCACUACCAUGUCCUGUAUGAUGAGAUUGGGUUUUCACCUGAUGAACUUCAGGAACUUGUCCACUCGCUCUCCUAUGUGUACCAAAGAAGCACCUCUGCCAUUUCUGUUGUUGCUCCGAUCUGCUAUGCUCACUUGGCAGCUGCUCAGCUUGGGACGUUCAUGAAGUUUGAAGAUCAGUCUGAGACAUCAUCAAGCCAUGGUGGCAUCACAGCUCCAGGACCAAUUUCUGUUGCACAGCUCCCAAAACUCAAAGACAAUGUUGCCAACUCCAUGUUCUUCUGUUAAAUGACCAGGCCUACUUGGCUCAGUAAUUAAGUAGUAGUUAAUCGACUUUUAUCUUAGGACCUCUCGGUUUAAGCGUUAAAGGCAUCAAACGCUAAGGCUUGGUAUGUUUUUUGUUACUAUUAUCGCCAGCCUUUUUUGCCUGCUGGGUUUAAAUGUUUUUACCCCUUUUAACUAUUCGGUGGUUGUCUGAAAAAAAAACUUAAUUGUAGUGAAUAUCUAAGUUCAGGAAGUGACCCUUUUGUCUAGA